Onthophagus taurus is the source of this 2183-nucleotide messenger RNA. RefSeq names its product carboxylesterase 1C. The record is from RefSeq and is a predicted model, not a curated record. Lineage: Eukaryota; Metazoa; Arthropoda; Insecta; Coleoptera; Scarabaeidae.
CAUUCUUAAAAAAAUAAAAUCAAAUUUUUUUUGAAACAAACUUUAUUGAAUGUGACUUUAUUUAUAAGUCUUUGAUUUUGUACGCAAUGCCCAAACGCAAAAACACUCUCAUUUGAAUAUCAUUCCAAAUUGAUCCGGAGUUGCAUGAACUCGGGGGUAGCUUAGCACGCAAUUCACUUCAGAGUUUGCACCCUCAGUCAAUUCGCGUCGGGUUUCGGUUAAGGUCCUACCAUGUUGAAGACCCUUUUGGUCUUACCUUUAUUAAUCUCGUUUCGCGGUUACUUAUCGCAAAAACCGCUUACGGUUGAUCUCCCAAAACAAGGUGUUUUACAAGGAAAAGAAAUUUCGCGCUUCCGGACGGAGAAGAUUCACGGAUUUUUGGGAAUUCCUUACGCUAAACCACCUUUAGGUGAAUUCAAAUUUGCUCCACCGCAAACUGAUGAUCUUCCAUCCUGGGAUGAUGUUAGAAACGCAACCGAUUUCGCACCAAGUUGUCUACAAGUUGAAAAGAUGAAGGAAUCAGAUGAACCGUUUUUUAAAAUUAUCAUGGAUGGAAAGUUGAAAACUGAUGAAGAUUGUUUAUAUUUAAACGUUUAUGUUCCUUCAAGUCGUGUUCCAACACAAGGAUACCCAACGAUCGUCUGGAUUCAUCCAGGAAGCUUCGUGUCUGGAAGUCCAAAUAUAUGGAACCCGUUCAGAUUGGUAUUGCGGUAUAACGUGAUCGUUGUCACCAUAGCUUACCGGUUGAAUAUAAUGGGUUUCUUUACGACCGGGGAUGGUGAAGCACCGGGAAAUUUUGGAUUAAUGGAUCAGCGUGCCGCUAUAACAUGGGUGAAAGAGAAUAUAAAUCAUUUUGGUGGUGACCCGGAAAAUAUUUGCUUGAUGGGUUAUGGUGCUGGAGCUACAAGUAUCGGUUUGCAUUUGAUUAAUUUGGAACUUGAAGGUUUAUUUUCUUCGGCAAUAAUUAUGGGAGGAAGUUUGUUUAAAUCUAACAGUGUGGGUAGUCCAAAGGUUGAUGACGUUUUGGAUAAAGUUGGUGUUAAUCAUGGUUGUAUAAGAAAGCCGACAUCUUUGCUAAUGCAAUGUUUGAGAAACAUCGAUAGUAAAUUGAUUGUUGAAGAGAAUCAAAAUCACGAUUGGAAACCAACUUACGAUAAGGAUUUGAGUAACAGCACAAAUCCUAUUAUUCCUGAAAAUGUUCGAACUCUUUUUGAACGCGGAGAAUUUAUUAAAGUACCAUUAUUAACGGGUUAUACAAACAUGGAGGAUGCUUUGAUGGUUAAAGAUAUUUUAGAAGAAAUGUUGCCUUCGAAUGAAACGUCUGCUCAUUUAUCCGCAGCUUUAAAUGAUUAUAUUAGUUCGGAUUUUUCAAUUUCUAAUGAUUCUGAUUCGUGCUCGUAUAAUUCUAAUCAUCUUAUGGAUUCUGUCAUGUUUUUUUACAGUCCAACAACUCCCGUUAAAAAUCAAGAUGAUGCCAGAAAAUUAGUCAUCGAUUUUUUGACAGAUAAAAAUGUAGCUUCAUCUACGUUUCUUCUAGCUACUUAUAUGAGCACACAUCGACCUACUUACGUUUAUAGAUUUGACAUGAAACCAAGUACCGAAGCUGUUUUAGUCGAUUUGCCAGAUUGGAUAUCAGUUCCGCAUCUUUUCGAUUUAUUAUAUGUUUGGGGAGCUCCAUAUUGGGUGCGGUUAUCGGGAAACUGGGACAACAGAGAUCGACUAACUGCUGAUGUGAUAAUGACUUUUUGGACAAAUUUUGCGAAACACUCAAACCCCAUGCAUUCUUCACCUUACCCCAUCAAAUGGGACGCUUUUGUUGAGGAUAAUCCCGGAAUUUUAUUGAUGGAUAGAACGUACGUCAUGAGUACAGCCGACAAAAUUAAUUAUAAAUCAUUUCAAUUUUGGAAUGAUUAUUUCCCAAAAGUUUUAAGCGUGGCAACGACUUGUUGCAACCCCAAGGAAGACGGACAAACAGUUUUUCGAUCAGACGUGUUAGUCGUAACACUAGGAAUUAGUUUCACUUUAAUAUUAAAUUAAAAUUUGCAGUUUGUUGUUAUUUUUGGAAAGUAGAUCAACAAAUUGUUAAAUAAAGAAACGAUACAAAUUUGCAGUAUUUUUAACACUACAUGCCUAUUGUUGAAUGUAAAUAAAACUUUAUAAAUGAAAUAAACGUAUCACACACA